This is a messenger RNA of Nomascus leucogenys (northern white-cheeked gibbon), 1843 nucleotides long. It is a transcript of the gene DRC3, whose product is annotated as dynein regulatory complex subunit 3. Gene Ontology annotation, molecular function: protein binding. Lineage: Eukaryota; Metazoa; Chordata; Mammalia; Primates; Hylobatidae. The record is from RefSeq and is a predicted model, not a curated record.
CAGCAACCGGGAGACGCGUCUGCUGCGUGGAACCAGCCGAGUUCCCAGCGCUUGAGAAGGGAAAACGUGGGGGAAGAUGAACCGGCUGUGCAACUCGAUGGAGCCGAGGGUGAUGGACGAUGACAUGCUCAAGCUGGCUGUCAGGGACCAGGGCCCCCAGGAGGAGGCCGGGCAGCUGGCCAAGCAGGAAGGCACCCUCUUCAAGGAUGUCCUGUCCCUGCAGUUGGACUUUCGGAACAUCCUCCGCAUAGACAACCUCUGGCAGUUUGAGAACUUGAGGAAGCUGCAGCUGGACAAUAACAUCAUUGAGAAGAUCGAGGGCCUGGAGAACCUCACACACCUGGUCUGGCUGGAUCUGUCUUUCAACAACAUUGAGACCAUUGAGGGGCUGGACACACUGGUGAACCUGGAGGACCUGAGCUUGUUCAACAACCAGAUCUCCAAGAUUGACUCCUUGGAUGCCCUCGUCAAGCUGCAGGUGUUGUCGCUGGGCAACAACCGGAUUGACAACAUGAUGAACAUCAUCUACCUCCGGCGGUUCAAGUGCCUGCGGACGCUCAGCCUCUCUGGGAACCCUAUCUCUGAGGCAGAGGAUUACAAGAUGUUCAUCUGUGCCUACCUUCCUGACCUCGUGUACCUGGACUUCCGGUGCAUUGAUGACCACACAAAAGAGCUUGCGGAGGCUAAGCACCAGUACAGCAUCGACGAGCUGAAGCGCCAGGAGAAACUGAUGCAGGCCCGGCUGGAGGACGAGCAGGCGCGGCGGGAGGAGCUAGAGAAGCACAAGACUGCGUUUGUGGAACACCUGAACGGCUCCUUCCUGUUUGACAGCAUGUACGCUGAGGACUCAGAGGGCAACAAGCUGUCCUACCUGCCUGGUGUCGGUGAGCUCCUUGAGACCUACAAGGACAAGUUUGUCAUCAUCUGCGUGAACAUUUUUGAGUAUGGCCUGAAACAGCAGGAGAAGCGGAAAACAGAGCUUGACACCUUCAGUGAAUGUGUCCACGAGGCCAUCCAGGAAAACCAGGAGCAGGGCAAAAGCAAGAUUGCCAAGUUUGAGGAGAAGCACUUGUCGAGUUUAAGUGCCAUUCGAGAGGAGUUGGAACUGCCCAACAUUGAGAAGAUGAUCCUAGAAUGCAGCGCUGACAUCAGUGAGUUGUUCGAUGCGCUCAUGACGCUGGAGAUGCAGCUGGUGGAGCAGCUGGAGGAGACUAUAAACAUGUUUGAAAGGAACAUUGUUGACAUGGUAGGACUGUUUAUCAAAAAUGUCCAAAGCCUGACGGCCCAGUGCCGGGACUUGGAGAAUCACCACCACGAGAAGCUCCUGGAGAUCUCUAUCAGCACCCUGGAGAAUAUUGUCAAGGGCGACCUGGACGAGGACCUGCCUGACGACCUGCGCGCGCUUUUUGUCGAUAAAGAUACGAUUGUUAAUGCUGUCGGGGCAUCACACAACAUCCACCUCCUGAAGAUUAACAAUCGAGAAGAAGAGCUGGUGACCAGAAUCAACUCCUGGUGUACAUGUUUAGUAGACAAGAUUCACAAGGAUGAGAUCAUGAGGAACCGCAAGCGCGUGAAGGAGAUCAAUCAGUACAUCGACCACAUGCGGAGCGAACUGGACAACCUGGAAUGUGGCGACAUCCUAGACUAGAUGAGUGUCAGCCACAGGAGCUUCUUCAAAACAUAGCACCAGCACCAGCCCCACCCAGGAGAAAGAAGUGCACACGCCUCACCGAGCACCUCGGGAGAGUUGCUGGGCAUCUCUCAACCGUGAUCCCCAACACCAUUCUUCCCACCCCCCAGGAAAAACUUCCAAAAGUAGAGAAAAUAAAGGACUCAUUUCACA